Molecule: messenger RNA, 621 nt
Organism: Babesia microti strain RI
Lineage: Eukaryota; Apicomplexa; Aconoidasida; Piroplasmida; Babesiidae
Product: DNA excision repair protein ERCC-1
Exons: 4
Coding region: 1-621 (206 amino acids)
Biological process (GO): nucleotide-excision repair; meiotic mismatch repair; mitotic recombination
Cellular component (GO): ERCC4-ERCC1 complex; nucleus; nucleotide-excision repair factor 1 complex
Molecular function (GO): single-stranded DNA binding; damaged DNA binding
Source: RefSeq, a predicted model, not a curated record
AUGGACGAUAACUUGGUUAUAUCUCACAAGCAAAAAGACAAUCCUCUCAUAAAUCACUUGAGACAUGUACCUUAUGAGUUUGGGGAAGUUAAGGCAGAUUUUUGCAUUGGACAAUCAAUUGGUAUACUUUUUAUAUCACAAAAGUUCCAUAGAUUAUCUCCAAAUUAUCUACCUAACCGUAUUUGCAGUUUCAAAGAUAAAUUCUCGAAAAAAUUCAUCAUCUGCCAAGUAGAUUUGCAAGAUCCAUUUCCUGUUUUGGAAUCAAUACAACUACUGGCAAUUAAAUCACAUAUAACAUUAUUGCUCUCUUGGUCCCCCGCUGAGUCAGCCAAGUUAAUUGAGAUAUGCAGAAUUUACGUAUUAAAACCCUCAACAUACAUAAAUCCCUCACCUAGUACUAUAUAUGAAUCCGUAAUAGAGGCACUAACUAAGUCAUGUAAAAUAAGCACUUCAAAUGCUAAAAUGUUGAUGGAAAGGUUUAAUACUCUUCAUGGGAUAAUGAAUGCAACAUACGACGAAUUGAGAAAGUGUCCAGGUAUUGGAGAUAAAAAGGCUGAAUUUAUAGUAAAUGCAUUUAAUUCGCCUUUCAAGCUAUCAGAAUCGGAUACUGUUGUAGAUUAA